This is a messenger RNA of Bactrocera oleae (olive fruit fly), 7212 nucleotides long. RefSeq names its product geranylgeranyl pyrophosphate synthase quemao (gene qm). NCBI's taxonomy places the organism in Eukaryota, Metazoa, Arthropoda, Insecta, Diptera, Tephritidae. Gene Ontology annotation, molecular function: prenyltransferase activity. The record is from RefSeq and is a predicted model, not a curated record. Gene Ontology annotation, biological process: isoprenoid biosynthetic process.
AACUAUAACCCUUUUUAAAAAUAUGUUUACGAUUAUGGUAAGAUACUAUGGACCAAAAGUCAUAUGAUAAAAUAAACAAUCAAAAACAUUGAGAUUACGGCAACUCUAUUUUCUUAGCAACUGUCAAAUUUUUAACAGUGACUCUCAAACUGCUUUUGUUUACAUCGUAAGUUAUUUGGUUGUCAAAGAAUCAGCUAUACUUCAUAUAUUGCUUUGCAUUAUUUCCUUCGGUCUACAAUUUGUUCCAAGCAGACAAGUGGUGUCUGACAAGUCGAUCAGUCGUGUGAAAAUUAAGUGUUCCUAACACUCGCCAAAUUAGUGUACUUAUUUAAGAUACUUCAUCAUUUAAAUGCCAGUGAUGAAUAACAUGGAAGAAUUGUGUUCUAUACUUGCGAAAACGCGUGAUCCAUCAGCGCAAAAGGAACAAGAUGAGAUUCUGUUGCAGCCCUUCGCCUACAUACAACAGAUACCAGGCAAACAAUUUCGCUCUGAAUUGGCCUUGGCAUUCAAUCAUUGGCUAAAUAUUCCGGCUGAGAAAUUACACCAGAUUGGGGAAAUUGUGCAAAUGCUGCACAAUUCCAGUUUAUUAAUUGAUGAUAUUGAAGACAAUUCAAUACUUCGCAGAGGUGUUCCCGUAGCGCAUUCGAUUUACGGUGUACCCAGCACCAUCAAUGCAGCGAAUUAUGUGCUCUUCCUGUCGCUACAAAAGGUGCAACAGUUGGGCCAUCCAGAGGCUACCAAUGUCUACACGGAACAACUGCUGGAAUUGCAUCGUGGUCAGGGCAUGGAAAUCUAUUGGCGCGAUAACUUCACUUGUCCAUCCGAAUCGGAUUACAAGCUAAUGACCAUACGCAAGACGGGCGGUCUAUUCAUGCUUGCCAUACGUUUGAUGCAGCUGUUUAGCGAGAAUAAGGAGGACUUCACCAAGCUGACCGCCAUACUGGGCUUGUAUUUUCAGAUACGCGAUGACUACUGUAAUCUCAGCUUGAAAGAGUAUACGCAAAAUAAAAGCUUCGCUGAGGACUUGACAGAGGGGAAAUUCGGUUUUCCCGUUAUACAUGCCGUACGUUCGCAGAAGCAUGAUAAGCAGGUUUUGCAUAUUCUGCGUCAACGCACUCAGGACAUAGAAGUUAAGAAAUACUGCAUUGGUUUGCUGGAGAAGCUAGGCAGCUUUCAGUACACGCGGGAAGUAUUGGAGUCGCUCGACAAGGAAGCGAGAGCCGAGGUCGCACGCCUGGGCAGUAAUCCCUACAUGGAUAUGUUGUUGAACAAGUUGUUGUCUUGGAAAUCAAACGAGAAUCACACCAAUCACAAUGACUUGCCAUCGCCGAGCAAUCACAACAGCAAUUAACAACCAAAAAGGCAAAAGAGGGAAACUUGAAUUGACGCAACAGUUAAUUCCACACCCUCUUUUGCUGCUAAGAGUGAAAUGAAUCUGAUAGAAGUUUUCUUGCAAAAACUUAAUAUUUUUUAAAAUAUUCAACAAGCGCCUAUUAAAGCCUAAAUUAAAUAUUAAUUUUAAAUUAUCACAUUUACACCAACAACACACGGAAAGCAAAAGCGAGGAGUAGGAGCAUACGAUCCACAAUUUCUGGUACACUCAAGCGCCUAAAAUAGAUUUUUAAACAAAACUAUAUACAUAUAUACAUGCAUAGUUGUAUUCUCGAAAUAACAUAACAUAACGCAUGGACCAUGUAAAUAAUAAUAUAGAAAAUAAGCAGGCUUCAAAAAAAGUAUCGAUGUUCGAAAUUUUGUAUUUCGAUUUUUGUUGUUUUAAUAAUUUGCAUAAUAACAGCAUUUUAUGAAUUCAACUAUAUUUUUUAUAUUUUUAAGCCAAACAACUUUUUUGUAUUUUGGUUAUUAUAUUAUGUAGUAGUAUUAUGUUUUGAGAACUUAUUUGCGCUAUUUAUGAAGGAAAGUUUGUGAAACAUUUUUUAAUAUGCAAUUUGUUAAGGCAUUUCGAUUCUACAUGAUAUACACUUAUAUUGUUGUAAUGCGUGUUAAAUUUUUAAUAAUACUUGUUGAAAACGUAUUGAUUGUAAGCAAAAUAAUUCCAAUUCUCUUUAAGUACUCGCGUGUGUACUUAAGAUUCUAAAUCGAUGUAUUUAACUUGAAUUAAGCAAUUUUUUAUUAAAAAUUAAGGAGAAAGUUAUUAAAAUGCAAAAGAAAAAAAAUCACUAAUUGAAUUGACUUAAAAUUCGCACGUUUAAAAAUAUAUUGUUAUCGUAAUAACCAUAAAACAAAUGCAUACUUAAGUACACAUACACAAUCACAUGCACGCAAUAUAGUGAUUAUGGCUGAGGCUUGCUAAAUAAUGGUUUAGCUUAACAUUCAUUUAUAAUAAAUUCAAAUAACUGAUUUCAUUGUUAAAAUAUUAUAAAUAAUGGCCAUCGUAUUUUUUUUGUUUGAUUUUAAUUUUUAGUUAUAUAUAAUACUACAAUAUUUUGUGUAGGCCUCAGUCAACUUAUCACACACAACAGCACUCACAUACAAGUAAAGACUUGCAGAAAUGUUUGUAAAGCAUAAACAAAUAUUUUAAAUAACAAAAGUAAUUUAUAUGUAUUCGCAAUAUUAUAUAUAUACAUAUAUAUACAUUUAUAACUGGACGCACGGCUGGAGAAUGUUAACUUUUUUCAAAUGAAAUGCACUGCAGUUUAUUGCACAUUGCACCACCUAAAGUAUAUAAGUAUACAUACAUAUACAUAUAUUAAUAUUAAUUAAUACAUAAAUAAAUAUAUUUUUAUUCAUAUAAGUAUUAAAUACUUGCUACAGAGAGAAUUUAUGAAAUUUACGGAGUACAGCCUAUUGUAAACAAAGAAAAUAAUUAUGAGAUUGAAAGUAAUAAAUUUAAAACUGAUAAAAAAUAAAAUGUAUGCAUAUUUCAUUUAUAAACAAGAAAUGGCGAACAAAGUAUAAAAAAGAUGCAAUUUCAUAAGAAAUUAUAAUUCAUACUAAACACUGCUAAGCCUUGCAAAUGUAAAUGCGGGUUUUUCAUAAGUGUUUUUCGAACAUAACCUAGAAAAAGAAUUUUUGCUUUCAUUUCAUUUAUAAGCAAGAAUUUGCAACCGAAGUGUUAAAAAUAUGCAAUCUUUUAAGAGAUUGUAGCACACAUUAAUCACACAGGUCUUGAAAAAAAAAAAAUAUUGAUUUUUUAUAAGACUGUAACCUCACUUUUCGUGCUAUAAUAGUUAAAUCCGAUUACUAAUUGUAAGCGAAAUUGAAAUUCAUGUUUUCAAUGCAUUCUGUAUUGUGUAUUGGAAUCAUUUAAUUACAUAUUGUAUACAUAACUAACUAUAAGUUUACAUGCAAUACAAAUAUUUUUUAGUAAACAUUUAUAAAUUUUAUUUUCUAUCUCACAAGUAAUUAUUCAUAUCUAUGUAUUGUAUAUAUUUACGUACUUCACAUAUUAUAUAUGCGUAUAUCUAUAUUAUAUUAUUUAUAUUUACUAUAUUAUAUUCAUUGAUAUUAUUUAUUGUUUUUUCUUAGUAUUUCGCUUAAAUAAUAUAUACUUAAUUUAGACAAUAAUUUAAAGCAUAUUUGUUUUACAUUUACUACUAACCAACAAAUAUAAAAAUGUUUCUUUUUUAUAUUAGAUAUUUAUUUAUUUUUGUUAAAUUAAGUAUUAUGAAUGAAGAUACAUUUAUAACAGUAAAAUUUGUGCAAUUAUACGACUAUCUUUCUCACUAUAAGCACAUACAUAUGUUGGUAUGUAUUCAUUUACCAAGCAUUAUAUAUAUACUUUUAUAUAUUUUUAUAGUACACCUUUGCUUUAUAAGCAUUCAUACGUAUAUAUGUGUGUUUUAUUGUUUCAUUUGCAUAUAAAUAAACAUAAUUAGCGUAGCAUAGCACAGCUUGUAUUUAUAUAAUUGUAGUCACAAAGCGCAUAACAUUUGAUAACUGCAACUACAAUAUUUGAAACAGCGUCACAACAAAAACAAUUUGUUUACAGAUAUAUACGUCAAUAUUGUUUAAUUUAUUUUUCCGUUUUAUGCUUGUGUUCAGCUAUCUAUAACUAUUUUUUAUACAUUGUUAAUUUAAUUUAAGGAAGUAUACACAUACACAUAGUCUAGGAAAAUUAGCAAGUUUUGUUUUUAUAAUUUUAAAUUCGUUUUUGAACGUGUAAUAUAUUCGUACAUAAAUAUUAUAUGUAUAUUUUGUAACUUUAAAGUAAUUAAGUGCACAUACUUAGCAUAUAUUCCUGUAAUUUCAAGUUUUACUCUUUAGUUUAGGCGAUAAACAUUUUUAGGUGUUAACAUCACUUAGUAUACACUGUUAAUUUGUUAUAUGUGGUAUAUAGCAUCAUAUAUAUCAUAUAUCAGAAAUUUAUUAGUUUUAUUGUAUGUUGGAUAGAGUUUAAGUUAUAGUUUCAUAAAAUAUUCAAUAUAAUAAACAUUUUUUAUAAGCAACUCGUAUACAUAUAUUUAUAUUAGUAAAUAAUAUAUUAAUUACGUAUAUAUGUAUGUAGCUGUAUAAAUUUAAAUUUUAUUUUUAUUAUUACGUAGAGACAUUUUUUUGUGGAAAUUCCGUUCAUUUUACUUUUAAUUUUUAUACAAAUUUCUAUUGUUCCCUCCAACACAACCACUCAUUCAUUUCAAAUUUAUAAGUCACCUUAUAUAUAAUAUUUUAAAGAAUAUUUGGCAGAAAAUGCAACGAAAAUGUAUGUAUGUAAGUAUGCAAGAAUGUAUGUACAAAUGUAUUUGUAAAACAAUAACCUCACAAGAUAACGUUGUUGCUACGCCGUAGCCCCAGCGUCGGCCUCAUUGUAGCUAAAUCGCAGUUAACCUUAGCCACACUAAACUAUAUGUGUUCUUCUAAUGAGACUUACUUCAAACUGUGACAAAAUACUCGAAUUUGUUGCUUAUCUUGCUAAAUGAAGUAUGACAAUUGCCUUUUUCAUACUAUUGCUCUGUGGCGUCGUAUAGCGCGAUACACUUUAGCUGAUUUCCUCCGACAUGAAAAAAUCACAUACAAAAUAUAGCACGGCGGAAAAUUGGACUUAUUUUUGAGGCACAACACUUUUUACUAUAUAAUUACGGUUGAAAUUUUUUAAUUACCACAAUAUCUAAUGCGAAAUUCACAAUUUUAAAUUGCCAGUACGAAGUAGAGCGAAAACUGUUGAAGAAGCGCGAACGAUAAUUAACGGUUCAGAUGACGUUUCAAGUUUGCUGAACACAGGGUGCACAUGCGAUUCAAUUAUUUUCAUGUAUAAUUAUUUAGAACUAAUUAUAUAAAUAUAUUUUUUGUUAUUAAAUUUAAUAAAAAGUAAAAUUUAAAGGUAUUUAUGGGUAAAUAAAAACUUUCUUUUUAAUUGUUAUAGUUUAAUCUGUGUACAGAAAUUCGCUUAUGUAUGUGUGCAUUUUAAAAUAUACAAAAUAAUUUGCAAUAAUAAAAUUAACGACAUAAAUAGUUUUAAAAUUUGUUUGAAGCUGUUGAUGUAUGUAAAAUACAAUAGUUAAGCUUUUGCAUAAAAUAUAUUAAUAUUUUAAUUUCUGUAACAGCAUGCUAACGAUAGCCGAAAAUUUUCUUAAACUUCCUGCCAUUCUGUGUUUAUUCAGCUUCGUUCGCCAAAGCUUCCGCUAGCUGUCAGUUUCCGUCAAGUGAAAAUUUAUAAUAUUUUACAGUAUGUAAAAAUUAAAAAAGUCUCUAAAAAUUAAAUUUGUGUAUUCAAUUUAGGUGAACAUUUUUGGUGUUGCUAUUAUUAUAUAUAAAAAGUUGUGCGCGUUUUCAAUCGUGUGGUAGUUAAAAAGUAUUCCUGGAUGUGUUUUUUUUAGCUCAAUUUUGUGAAUAAAAAAGUGAGUGUGUUUGACUGUGGGAGCACCGGAUGCAAAUCCGUUAAAAAGUUUCUGGUGAUUCGUAAAUUGUGAGUUGAGGUGAAGCGCAGUGCUGGUAUUUUCAAUAUUUCAAGUGCAAUGUCUUUGCAAAAGUUGAGCUCAACAAGUCUUUGACAUUAGACCAACCCUAUUAAUUGCAUAUCGUUUCGUUUGAAUUGAUUUCAUCGCGCAUCCAUAACGCCGCAGCAGCUGCAAAUGCGAAAUGCGAAUGAAAAAUGUGCCGAGGCGUUAAAGCCAGGAAGCGGGCAUAUAGCGAAAAUCUGUGUCAGAGCCAAUAAGUGGAAAACAGCGAGGCGGAAACAACAUUUUCGCAACGUAUGGACUCAUAUUUCUACAUAGCUGGAGUGUGUGUGUUAUAAGAUUGCAGGCAUAUGACAGAGUCGUUGCGGUGCAAUGCCAAACAAUGUUAUUGUGUUAAGCGGGUGUUGCCAGGCGAUAGCCUGACUUGAUGGCAUAAGCAAAUGAAGCAUUAAAUGCAUGAAUUUGUUCGCAAAUUUAAUACAUGUAAGGAGAAAAAUGAAGAAGAAGAAAAUAGAAGGAGCAGGUGUGAGAAGGAUUUGAAUAUUCAAUUUUUUUAUUGUCGGUUUUCAAGUUUUCACUUCAGAUCACCAAUAUCAAGAAAUUGUGUUGUGAGCUUUGUUGUAUUUAAGGAAUUAAAGUACAUAAUAUAAUGCGUAUACUUGAUUUAACACGAGCCACAAAAAUGUUCCCUAAUAAAUUUUUCAAAGAAAUGAAGAAGAACUCGCAUGUCUAGAAGAGUCACUUUGGGCGUUGUUUUUCAACUUAAAUAAAGGCGAGCGGACCAAAAGGCAUUUUCUGACUUAGUGUAAAUGACGUUUUCUAUAAAAAAGAAAUAAAAAUAUGCAAAAUAAUUUAUCAGCAGUGGACGCCUGACCAAGCGCAACAUAUCCCUUUUGAACCAGCACAAUUCUCGAAAAAAAAUUGUCGCGCGCAUCAAUGAAGAGCUUGGAUCUCAGCGAUCAAAAUCAAAGUUUUCAUGCAUAUCGGCUGCCUUUUAUACAACAACAAUAAAAAAUAACACAUGAAAUUGGAUUCCACUCACUCAAAAAAUAAAAAAUUUAAAUAAAACUGAAAACAGCUGCUAUGAAAACUACAACAACAAAGCGGCAUUGAAACGCCGAAACACACAACAACAACAACCAUUUCAUCAAAACUCCACAAAAAUCAAAGUCAAUCAGUGAAAUUGGUUAAUGUCAAAAAAAUUCCGCACUCAACGCUCACUCAAAAAGCUGACAGUUGACGACAAAAUUAAUGAAAUGCUUUUCGCACAAAAAAUACAAAAAAUUGGAUGCCACUUACUUGUAUAUUGGUAUUAAAAUGCGAAAUUAACGAAAAUAUAAUUCGACCAAACACACUUGAA